Messenger RNA from Octopus bimaculoides (California two-spot octopus), 3143 nucleotides. Its product is annotated as innexin unc-9. The record is from RefSeq and is a predicted model, not a curated record. Lineage: Eukaryota; Metazoa; Mollusca; Cephalopoda; Octopoda; Octopodidae.
AUGUUUUAAAAUUAUCCACUUGUUUUUUCUUAACAGUCGUGGUUAUCACUUAUAUCUUGCCUAUUAUAGCAGCAGGUUGACAAGGUUAUUGUAGUUGGCUGCGUGUACUAACACUAGUCCACCCUUAGCAGACACAUGACCAAAGGCCGUGAUCCUCCAAUUAUUUUGUGGAGUAGGGGCUGGGUUACCUAGUGUGUCCAGUACUAUAUUAUACAAUGUGUCCUUCCGUUUUUUAAGGCAAAUUACGAUAUGAGAUUUAUGUGCUAUUAUUUCUAGCUGUUCGUUGUUUUAUGUCUAGUAUCUGCCUAUCUUCAAUGUUUGCGCUACACAAAAACAACAACACACAAAACAAGAAAACAAACAAAAAAACUUCAGUACUUUAUCCAGUGGAGCUUUUGCCAUGAUAACGUAUAUGAACGUUACAAAUGUAAGAUUGCCGAAGGAUUUUGUCUCAAACAGAUCAUUUGGUCUUUAGUGAAAGCGGACUUCGGAACUUAACAUAAAUGUUCAGGGAGUUUUCCAGCAAUCUGGAUUGUUACUAAAUUGGACGCUAAAAAAUGAUCAGCUCACUGAUUGAAAACUUUGGCAGUUACUCUCGAGUACGAGGUAGCAUAAAUGACGACUGGGUUGAUCGCCUUAACCAUCUUUAUACUGUUGUGUUAUUGGUCAUCUUUGCGGUCAUAAUUAGCACAGGUCAGUAUGUCGGAGAUGCUAUUCAAUGUUGGUGUCCGGCCGAGUUCACAGAUGCCUUUGUCGACUACACCAAAUCCUACUGUUGGAUUGCCAACACGUACUACAUACCGAUGACAGACGUUAUACCAGUUGAAAUUCGCAAGCGAGAGGACAAACAGAUUACUUACUACCAGUGGGUGCCACUAAUAUUACUGUUUCAAGCAUUCAUGUUUAAAUUUCCAAAUAUACUUUGGACAUCAACGCAUGAAUUAUCAGGAUUAAAUCUUGAUAAAAUUGUGUCAAUGGCUGAAGAGACUCAGUUAGGUUCCCCAGAUGACCGUGAGGAAACUAUUAAAAACAUAGCUCAUUUUCUCACACGCUGGCUUGAAGCUUAUCGUGAAUAUAAACUCAAUUUCCUUGUUAAACUACGACAAAGAUCAUCGAGGAUGUGUUGCUUUCUGUGUUCUCGUCGCCAGGGUACUUUUCUUACCGGCCUCUAUGUUUUUGUGAAAAUGCUCUAUGUGGCUAAUGUAAUAGGCCAAUUUUUCCUUCUGAAUGCUUUUAUGGCAACCGAUUAUACUGUUUACGGACUGGAAGUGUUACAAUCUUUAGCCAGUAAUACUGUUUGGCAAGAAAGUCCACGUUUUCCUAGAGUAACACUGUGUGACUUGCAAAUUCGUCAAUUACAAAAUCUUCAAAGAUACACCGUUCAAUGUGUUUUACCAAUCAAUUUAUUUAACGAAAAAAUUUUCAUCUUUUUGUGGUUUUGGUUUGUGUUUGUCGCUGCAUGUUCAUGCAUUAAUCUUUUGUCCUGGUUCUAUCGCUUCAUUUUCUCCCAGGCUCAUAUUGAUUAUGUCACUAAAUACAUUCGAUGGUGGGAUUCCAUCCAGACAAAACAGGACAGAAAACUAUGUCAAAAAUUUACGAAGGAGUAUCUUCGAGAUGAUGGUUUUUUGGUCCUACGUGUUAUAGCAAAGAAUUCUACAGAUUUAGUUGCCGGAGAUUUAUUACAUUAUCUGUGGAAGGCUUAUAAGGAAAAGAAUGACGUGAAGAAUAAAGAACCAGCAGAUGUUGGUUCUAAUGUUCAUACUUAACAUGAGAGUUUCGCUUGGAAAACGCAAGUGAAGGAGCAUGUUAUCGCUACAAACAUCAUGGAAUGAACAGAUAUUUCCUCUUUACAGAAAAAUUGUCUUCACCGAAAGGAAGCAUAUGCAUAAAAUUCGUAAAAGGUGAAAAACUCAAACAAAAUAUGGAAUGUAUUUGAGAAGUGUAAUUUAUCGAUAUAUGAUAAAAGAAAACCUGUUGUGAAGCAUGUCUGAGAUUCAUAUGAUGUCUUCUGAAGUUCUGCUCUACUUAUUAUUCACUUCCUCAAACAUACUCAGCCCAUCAAAAGAUCCACAAAAUUUGUCUUUUUUUUUCAGAAACUACAAUAAUAUCACUUUCUUUUUCCCACUCUUCAUAUGCUCUUUAUUUUUUAACAACCCAAUAUAACAGAGGUCACUCCAUCUAACAGAAAAAUGAAAUCUCUCAUUAUUCUAGUUUGGGAUCACAACCUACCCCUUUCAUGUCAAUCUAAACUCCGGAAUUAAAAAAAAAAAUAAAGUUAAAAUUGAUUAAUUUCUAGAUCACAUCUUUCAUUUACUCUAUUAGUGUAUUUCUUUUCUUUCAUUCUGUAUUUUUCCUUUUCACUCUUUUCGAGUGAUUUAUGUUAAAUAUUAAAAACAUAAUUUAAAAUAAUUCCCUUCAGAGAAUAUAAUCUUUUAUGUAGCGAAGAAUCAGCUUGGCUGACAAGCUUUGUUAAUUAAUUUUAGCUUCAUCAGCUUUCAAUAAUAUUGAUAAAAGCUUAGUCAGACUAAUUCAUUUAAUAAUUCUGCUUAAUGCUGCUAGCAACCGCAGCAUUUAUUAAUAAGUAUGACUUCAGACUUCAGAUCCUGAAGAAGUCGGUUUGAUCUCAGUUGGGAGAUGAGAUAUUGCACCAUUACCUUAUCUGCUUGGAAAAUAGGGAUUAUGUAAUAAUAUCCCGUAAAUUCAUGGCUACUGCCAAUUAUGAAAUAAAAAAAAAAUCAUUAAUAAGCAGUAAAAGUAAAUAAUCCACCGAGGAAGUGCUGUAUUUUUCAGGUCCCUAACCUAAACGUACCAACUACUUUAAGGCUUCUAAAAGGUUCUUGGAUUAUUCUUUUAUAAUAUCACUGAUGACAUCAUCAUCAUCUUCUUCUUCUUCUUCUUCAUUGUUAUUAUUAUUAUUAUUAUUAUUAUUAUUAUUAUUAUUAUUAUUAUUAUUAUUAUUAUUAUUAUUAUUAUUAUUUUUAUUAUUAUUAUUAUUAUUAUUAUUAUUAUUAUUAUUAUUAUUAUUAUUUUUAUUAUUAUUUUUAUUAUUAUUAUUAUUAUUAUUAAGGCGGUGAGCUGGCAGAAUCGUUAGCAUGCCGGACAAAAUGCUUAACGGCAUUUCAUCUGUCUUUACAUUCUGAGUU